Emericellopsis atlantica is the source of this 1077-nucleotide messenger RNA. RefSeq lists its product as uncharacterized. Lineage: Eukaryota; Fungi; Ascomycota; Sordariomycetes; Hypocreales; Bionectriaceae. The record is from RefSeq and is a predicted model, not a curated record. Bases 1 to 1077 code for a protein of 358 amino acids. The transcript has a single exon.
AUGGCCGCCACCACACACCCUGAGUACAACAUAGAUACCGAGGGCCUGACCGUGGCCCGGGACUUUGCCGACCGCAUCCACGGCAAGACCAUCCUCAUCACGGGCGCCAACCUGGAGGGCAUUGGCUUCUCGACAGCACAGGCCUUUGCCUCGGGCUCGCCCGCCCAGCUGAUCCUGUGCGGUCGCAACCCGAGCAAGGUACAGGCCGUCAUCGACGCCCUCAAGGCAGAGUUCCCCGCCGUCGACUACCGCUCUCUCCAGGUCGACCUCAGCCGCCAACAGUCCGUCCGUGCGGCCGCCAAGACGCUCCUCGCCUGGGACGACGUCCCCGCCGUCCACAUUGUCGUCAACAGCGCCGGCAUCAUGUGCGUCCCCGAGCGUACCCUCUCCGAGGAGGGCAUCGAGUUGCACUUUGCCACCAACCACAUUGGCCACUGGCUCCUGACCAAUCUCAUCAUGCCCAAGCUGAUCAAGGCAGCCGAGUCCAGCCCAAGGGGCGACGUGCGCAUUGUUAACGUCAGCUCACGGUCGCCGACGGGAUCCGGUCCUCGCUUCAGCGAUAUCAACUUUGAGGUCAAGAAUGGCGAUCUCCCCGAGGAGGAGAAGCCAGACGAGGCCAUGUUCCGCUUCUGGGGGUACGAGAACAUCAUGGACAAGGCCUACCUGCCGCUGGAUGGCUACAGCCGCAGCAAAGUCGCCAACGUGCUCUUCAGCGUCGGCGCCACCGACAGGCUGUACGAGAAGUACGGCAUCCUGUCAAUUGCCCUGCAUCCGGGCAUCAUCGGCACCGACCUGGCGCGCGCCUUUCCAGAAUCCGAGAAGAGGGCGAUGGAGGCCGCGUUCGCGUCGGGCAAGACGAAGAAGAGGCCGCUUUCCAUGGGCGCGUCCACCAGUCUGGUGGCCGCGUUGGAUCCGAAACUAAAAGUCGAGAGCAAGCCUGGCCAGGAGAACUAUGGCGUGUACCUCGAGGACUGUCAAAUCAGCGAUAGAGCCCGCCCGGCAGCGGUGUCGAGCCAGAAUGCUGAUAUUCUGUGGUCUCUGUCGGAGAAAUUGGUGGGACAGACGUUUUCUUGGUGA